Molecule: messenger RNA, 2322 nt
Organism: Bactrocera latifrons
Lineage: Eukaryota; Metazoa; Arthropoda; Insecta; Diptera; Tephritidae
Gene: AsnRS
Product: asparagine--tRNA ligase, cytoplasmic
Exons: 5
Coding region: 96-1772 (558 amino acids)
Biological process (GO): asparaginyl-tRNA aminoacylation
Cellular component (GO): cytoplasm
Molecular function (GO): asparagine-tRNA ligase activity; nucleic acid binding; ATP binding
Source: RefSeq, a predicted model, not a curated record
UAGGUGGCAGCAUUUAACGAAACGUGUCCAGUGGUUUACAUUCAUAUUUUUGGUGCAUUCGUAAUUUUCUGAUUCAAUCUUUUGCAUUUAUUACAAUGGCAACUAAAAGUUCCGAAACUCCUUCCAUUGAUGGAAUUUAUACAUCUGAAAAAUCUGGUAGUGAUGAAAAUGGUAAAGGUACACAAGACAAUCCCUACAAAACAAUUUUGCAGGCUAUGCGUCAUGCAAAGAUUGAACCAUUUCCCACAAUAUACGUAGAUAGUAAAGAUCCAAAAGCUGAAAUCCCAUAUGAAGUUGCUGCCAAAUCCCAGCUGAAGAAAAUCCAGAAGAUUUUUGCACGCGAAGGUUAUAAGAAUGCCGACAAACAACAGCGUGAAGCCGAAGAUGCUGAAAAGCGAAUGCAAAACUUGGAAGAUGCACGCAAAAUUAAAAUCGAGGAGGAUCCAAGCUUACCCGCUGCACGUAGAAUACGCAUAAGUCACGGUGAGGAAUAUCGCGGUGAACGUAUUAAGAUUUAUGGAUGGGUUCAUCGUUUGCGUCGCCAGGGUAAGGGAUUAAUUUUCAUAACCCUAAGAGAUGGCACAGGAUUUUUGCAGUGCGUACUCACUAAUCGGCUAUGUCAAACUUAUGAAGCACUUGUGUUAAGUACUGAGAGUUCAGUGCUCCUGUAUGGUGUAUUGAAGCCGGUACCUGAUGGCAAAAUGGCACCAGGUGGUCAUGAAUUGCAUGUAGAUUAUUGGGAAUUAAUAGGUUUGGCACCAGCAGGUGGGGCUGAAAAUAUUCUUAAUGAAGAAGCACAUCCUGACGUUCAACUGGACAAUCGCCAUAUUAUGAUACGUGGUGAAAAUACUUCAAAAAUCUUGAAAAUAAGAUCAGUUGUUAUGCAAGCUUUCCGUUCGCACUUCUUUGAUCGGGGUUAUAAUGAAGUCAAUCCACCAACUCUGGUACAGACACAGGUCGAAGGAGGGUCAACACUUUUCAAAUUGCAAUAUUUUGGCGAAGAGGCCUACUUAACUCAAAGUUCUCAGCUGUAUUUGGAGACUUGUCUGCCAGCACUUGGCGAUGUAUUCACUGUUGCCCAGAGUUACCGCGCAGAACAAAGUAGAACGCGUCGUCAUUUGGCCGAAUAUACACACAUAGAAGCCGAAAGUCCCUUUAUUACCUUUGAUGAUCUGUUAGACCGUUUGGAGGAUUUAGUGUGCGAUGUGGUUGAUCGUAUUUUAAAAUCACCGUGGGGCUCCAUCGUUCAUGAACUUAACCCGGAAUUUAAACCGCCCAAAAAACCUUUCCGUCGCAUGAAUUAUGCAGAUGCCAUCAAAUGGUUAAAGGAUAACAACGUAACUAAGGACGAUGGCACAUUCUACGAAUAUGGCGAGGAUAUACCAGAGGCGCCCGAGCGUAAAAUGACUGAUACCAUAAAUGAACCAAUUAUGUUAUGCCGCUUUCCACUUGCUAUAAAAUCUUUCUAUAUGGCAAGAUGUCCCGAAGAUAGCAACUUAACGGAGAGUGUUGAUGUACUUUUACCGAAUGUUGGUGAAAUUGUUGGCGGCUCCAUGAGGAUUUAUAACCAUGAGGAGCUGCUUGAAGGUUAUAAACGCGAGGGCAUUGACCCAACUCCAUAUUACUGGUAUACUGAUCAACGUAUAUAUGGCACACAACCGCAUGGUGGAUACGGUCUCGGCUUGGAACGUUUCCUUUGCUGGUUACUCAAUCGCUAUCAUAUUCGCGAAGUUUGUUUGUAUCCACGUUUCCUUGAUCGUUGCAAACCUUAAAUGACACGACGUUCUCGACGAAUAAAAACACAUAUUAAAGCUUGCAUUUACCUAAAUAAUAUGGUGAAACGCAUUCAUUUAUUUGCAUUUAGUAAGAUUACGCAAAAUAAGAUUUACUCGUCGAAAAUUUCUCUACAAAGAUCGCUAUUGUCCUCAUCAAAUGUUACGUCGCCCUCAGCAUCUGCAUCCUCCUACAACACAAAACAAAACUUGUAAAAUUUAAAAUUAUUGCCAUAUAAUAUUUAGCGCACCGCAUUAUCUACUGAGUCCAGUUCAGCAUGUAUCUGACCUUUGCGAUAAUGAUUUCGUAAUAAUUCUUUAAUGCAAUUACUCAUUAUCUGACGAACUUGCAUGUCAAAUCCUGUAGGUAGCCAGCCCGUUUUCUCAUUACAUAUUGCACCAGUGCGCGGUGACGGUAUCUUCUCGAUCAUUUCUUGAAUUUUCGGCAUAUGUAAAUCACAAUACUAAAAAUAUAAUUAUUUCAAAAUGUUACGAACAUGUAUGAGUAUAUGUAUCAGCAAAUAAACGUAUAACGCUUACUCUUAAAAUA